Messenger RNA from Mugil cephalus (flathead mullet), 2295 nucleotides. RefSeq names its product acyl-CoA dehydrogenase medium chain (gene acadm). NCBI's taxonomy places the organism in Eukaryota, Metazoa, Chordata, Actinopteri, Mugiliformes, Mugilidae. The record is from RefSeq and is a predicted model, not a curated record. Bases 92 to 1372 code for a protein of 426 amino acids. Gene Ontology annotation, molecular function: flavin adenine dinucleotide binding; medium-chain fatty acyl-CoA dehydrogenase activity. Gene Ontology annotation, biological process: fatty acid beta-oxidation; medium-chain fatty acid catabolic process. The transcript has 12 exons. Gene Ontology annotation, cellular component: mitochondrion.
ACGGUGACGUGACACGUGACCUGAAUCCUGCCCUGCGAUUGGCUGAAAACGCUCCUAUUUAGAUCCGGGGACAAGUUUAUUCCACCGUGUCAUGACAAUGCUGCUCAACAAGGUGCUCAGAACCGGCGUGCGCUCCGGGAUCCGUCUGCAGAGCUCCCACGCGGCUGCAGCCAGCGCCACCGCAUCUUCCAGCGGCCAUGCAUCCGCCCAAGGCUUCUCAUUCGAGCUGACGGACCAGCAGAAGGAGUUCCAGCAGCUGGCCAGGAAGUUUGCACGUGAAGAAAUCGUCCCUGCUGCUCCUGCUUAUGACAGGAGUGGGGAGUAUCCGUUCCCCCUCAUUAAGAAAGCAUGGGAGCUUGGUCUAGUGAACGGUCACAUCCCGCAGGAGUAUGGUGGAAUGGGUUUGUCGAUCUUUGACAGCUGCCUCAUCACUGAGGAGUUGGCUUACGGCUGCACUGGAGUGCAGACUGCCAUGGAGGCCAACUCGUUGGGACAAAUGCCCGUUAUUCUGGCUGGUAAUGAUGCACAGAAGAGGAAAUACUUGGGGAGGAUGACUGAGGAGCCUCUUAUGUGUGCGUACUGCGUCACGGAGCCCGGCGCAGGCUCUGAUGUGGCCGCCAUCAAGACCCGAGCUGUGAAGAAGGGGGACGAGUAUGUUGUUAACGGGCAGAAGAUGUGGAUCACAAACGGAGGGAAAGCCAACUGGUACUUCCUCCUCACCCGCACAAACCCAGAUCCUCAGUGUUCAGCUUCUAAAGCUUUUACUGGCUUCAUUGUGGAUGCCGACACUCCAGGAAUUCAGGUUGGAAGAAAGGAGAUGAACAUGGGUCAGAGGUGCUCUGACACCAGAGGCAUCACCUUCGAGGACGUCAGGAUCCCGAAGGAGAACGUCCUGAUCGGAGAGGGAGCGGGAUUCAAGAUCGCCAUGGGGGCCUUCGACAACACCAGGCCACCAGUGGCAGCAGGAGCCACAGGUCUGGCGCAGAGAGCCCUCGAUGAAGCCACCAACUACGCCCUGGAGAGGAAGACGUUCGGCCGACUCAUCGCUGAGCAUCAGGCCGUGUCCUUCCUCCUGGCUGAGAUGGCGAUGAAGGUGGAGCUGGCCAGGAUGGCGUACCAGCGGUCCGCCUGGGAAGUGGACCAGGGCCGCAGGAACACUUACUACGCCUCCAUCGCCAAGGCCUACGCCGGGGACAUCGCCAAUCAGGUGGCGAGCGACGCCGUUCAGAUAUUCGGCGGCAACGGCUUCAACAGCGACUACCCGGUGGAGAAGCUGAUGAGAGACGCGAAGAUCUACCAGAUCUACGAGGGAACGGCUCAGAUCCAAAGAAUCAUCAUCGGCCGGGAACAUCUGGGAAGAUUCAAGAAGUGAAACCCCCCACGUCCUGAUUUGUCCAUAUUUAGAUGCAUCUGUCGUAGCUUUUCAAUACAUCACACACGUUCUUAUAAAACAGAUCUGGCCACUUAAACUCAGGAUAAAGUUUUAACUUUUUUUUUUUUGCCUUUAAUGUUUCAUCCAGCCGUUCUUUUUUUUUUUUUGGGGACUCUGAGAAAAUCAAGAUCUGUGAGCUCAGAGGACGCACCCCCUCCCUGAUGCCAUAAAUCCUUCUGAAUGUACUUGGCAACUCAUUAAGUCACAAAAAAUGUUCUGUUUGCUUUACAUCAAGUAUUAAAUGUUGAGGCUCAAACACUGUAUCUACAGGAGGGGGAAAAAAAUAGCAUUAAACUGGAGCCAGAUACAUUUGGACACGUGUGACUUAAUAAGUUGACAUUAAAAGAUUUAAUUUAUGUGUAUGAGGCUGGACUGUCGAGUUCUGGGGAGCACGAGCAGCUUCAGCCUUUCACUUAUCAUCGUAAUGGUUUUGGUCACAGUUCUGAUUUGCUGUAAAAAUCAAAGAUGGUGAUUUCAUCUCUUCAUGCCUUAAUCUGCCUUCGAUAUCAAUACUCCGCCUCACCUUCUAACGCCUGUUCAAAAACAUCAAAUAAAUUGUUAAAUAAAAUGUACAAAUCCUUUUCUCAGCAGAAUGUGUGGAUAUAUAUAUAUUAAUAUAAGACUGCAUGGUGCCUGAAAGCAGAUUUGUAUCGGUUGCUGUUGGCUCUACAUUUAAAAGACGUCCAUCUUUACAGUGAAGUUGUGUAGAUAUAGGAGGUGCUGUAUCUGUAUGGGUGUAAUGUGUAGGCUGCUGUCACACUCUUGACAACCUGGAACUGUAUGCCAUCAAUUCAUUCAGUGUAAACUUUUCUUUUUGUGUGCAUUAAUGACUGAAAUAAAAUACAAUUCUCUUGUCUUCCUCA